This is a messenger RNA of Daucus carota subsp. sativus, 633 nucleotides long. RefSeq names its product transcriptional regulator SUPERMAN. The record is from RefSeq and is a predicted model, not a curated record. The coding region runs from base 1 to 633 and encodes 210 amino acids. Lineage: Eukaryota; Viridiplantae; Streptophyta; Magnoliopsida; Apiales; Apiaceae. The transcript has a single exon.
AUGAAUCUAAGUGGGAGAGACAAGUUUAAGGGAAGAUGGGACGGCACAAACUUUAGCUUCGAGAGAGAUCGAAGCUACGGCUUCUCGUGGCCUCAAAGAAACUACAAUUGCACCUUCUGCAAGAAAGAGUUCAGAUCUGCUCAAGCUUUAGGCGGUCAUAUGAAUGUUCACAGGAGAGAUCGUGCCAGACAGCUUACACAGCAUUCUUCGUCGUCGUCGUCGUCAGAAAUCAAUACUGCUCCGCAUCUCCAUUCAAACCCUAACCCUAAACCUAACCUUAAUCAUGAUCAUAAACUGCUCUUUCCUUCGCCAUCGACCCGGACUUCAUCACCGAAGGCGCCUGCAACCAGAUUCUUGACGUACACGGGGCGUGCUAGGGAUUUUGAUGAUAACGUGGUUUUGGAUCAAGAUGUAAGUCCUCAGAUAAUGGAGAUAAGAAAGAAGCUGGCCGUGGAAGUGAAUAACCGAAAUGAGGUCAGAGGUGUGGUGAAGCAAGACCAGAAAGAUGAGGCUAGGGUUCACAACAAGGAGAAUGAUCAUGAGUUGUUGGGUUUGGAUUUGAACAUGGCCAUCAGCACUGGUCGUGAUGGGAGUGAGGAUUUGGAUUUGGAGCUUCGGCUUGGGAGCUUCUAA